Molecule: messenger RNA, 5962 nt
Organism: Caretta caretta (loggerhead turtle)
Lineage: Eukaryota; Metazoa; Chordata; Testudines; Cheloniidae
Source: RefSeq, a predicted model, not a curated record
GGGGGGCUGGGCUGGGAUCCCCCCGACGGGCGCGGCUGGGCUGGGGCGGGCAGCCCGCGGGUGUCAGACGGCGGCGGGAUCAAAGCCCUGGGCGGUCCCAGACCCCUGGGAGCUGCUGGCCGGGGAGGGGGAGCGGAGCAGGGGAUAAAAGGCCCGGGGAGCCGCCGGGCGGCCGCGCUGAGCCGCAGCCCCCGGCAGGAGAAUGAGCGGGGCGGGACCCGCACCCGGCCCGCGCCGCUUCCUCAGCCCGCGGCUCUUCUUCCCCGACGGAGACUCCAGCCGCUGCCCGCCGCCCGCCCGGGGCACCCCCCUGGCCCGCCGGCCCGAGCCCCGAGCAGGGAGCCGCCCGGAGCCGGAGCGGGGCGCGGGGGGCUGCCCGGCGGGGCCCCGGAGGAGGAAGCGAACCACGUUCAGCCGGGGGCAGCUGUGCGAGCUGGAGCGGGUGUUCGCCGCGCUGCCCUACCCCGACAUCGGCACCCGCGAGCGCCUGGCCGAGCUCACCCAGCUGCCCGAGGCCAAGAUCCAGGUCUGGUUCCAGAACCGCCGCGCACGGAGGAUCAAGAGCGGGAAGCUGGAGCGGCCGCGCUGCGGGAGGGCUCUGGCCAGUAAACCGCCCCCCUCCUGCCCCCCACCGCCCCAGGGCAGCUGCCUCCUGCCCCAGUGCCCAGGGGCCAGAAGCCAACAGGUGCCCGAGCUCCGCCUGCGGGACAGCUCCCCCCAGAGGUGCCCGGGCCCAGCGCUGCCCAGCCUGGGCUCUGCCUUCCAGGGGCAGCUCCUGUGGGAGGACAGCUGCCAGCCCCGCUGCGGCCAGGGGGGAGCCCAGUGGUCACUGGCCAGCCCCAGCCAGGCGGGGGUGCAGGGAGCAGAGCCCAGGGCUGGUGAGGGGCUCCCCUGCUGGGACAUGUUCCCUGCACAGACCUCCCUAGGGUACAUCUCAGACCUCAUCUACAACGCGGCCAUCGUCACCAACCUGGGCGAGCCCUAGGCGUGGGCCCGGCCGAGGCGGGUGCUGCAGGGGGCAACCAUCAGGCCUGGCACCUUGAGCUCCUCUGAAGUUUGGUACUGAGCAGCUGGCACCAGGCACUGCUGGGCUCUGUGCUGGGCAAGGCAUUCGGACCUGCAGUGCCAGCUGGAAACUGCUGCCCAUGGCCAUGGGGGCAAACCCAGCUAGCGAGGCCAGGCUGCCAUGGGAGGAGCAGCUGCCAACUUGGAAACAGCCCUUAGCUGUGUCAGCUCCCUGCUGCUAGGCUCCCAACCCCCACUCCAUCUAACCACUAGGAACUGGAACAAACACUAGCCUGAAUGGCAGCUGGGCCCUGGAGUCUCUGGGUUGCCACAGGACAUGGAGGGUUAAGUGUCUGAACCCCUGCGGUGGUACCUGGCUGAAUUAAUCUGGAGGGAGGCUCUGCUCCCAGGGUGUGCAGCAGGGUGACCUCUGGCUCUUGGCUUUCUUGGGUGUGUGCUUCCAAAGCAAUUCCGUAACAAUAAUAAAUGGGUGGCCAUGCCCCCUCCCCAGCUUAGCACUGUAAUUUUCAUUAGAUCGGAAGUAUUAUUGCACUGACUCCUUAAGAUCUUUGCAAUACCAUCCAAUAUCCUAAAUGCAGGUCUGUGCAGCGGGCUGGCAAAGUGGGGCUGCAGCCCGGUCCUGCAUAUCACAAUCAGUGGUAAUACCAACUAAUCUUUCAAAAAAAUACCUUAAUCUCAGGCUGUAUUUGCAAAUGAUUGUGGCCGGGCCCCCCCACAGAAUUUAUCUACAUUACCUAAUCCCGGCACCAUGUAACAUUUCCAGGUUACAAAAUAGAUUUGCACAUAUCAGAAAUAUUAAAGCGUGUUUUUAGAAGGGGCUUAGCAGACAUCAGAACAUUAAUCAACAUUGUUAGCUCCUGGCGUGCUGCCCACCUGCUAGCCCCUCCCUGGCCAAGCUGGGCCUCCGGGAGCUGCAGCGGGGGGGGGGGCUCCCAGCACUGAGGAGAUGGUGUCAAGGCUCAGGCCUGGCCAGUGGGGCAGGUGCUAGUUCCCCAUACUCAGCAGUAAAUCCAGCCAGCUGUGUGCGGAGCGGCCUGACCGGCAGGGUGCCCUUCCAGCCCCUGUCACUGCAGCCCUGGCAGCAGUAGACCUUCCCCGCAUGGGGGCUUGUGCCUGGGAGCCCCCUUCUCUUUGCCUGCCAGUAACUGCAGAGGGGAGCUUGGGGGGAGGGGCCACCGGAAUCUCUCUUUGCUGCCACGGAUCACUGCAGGGCCCUGCUGUGUCCGAUCUCUGGGCACAGCGGCGGCUGUUUCUGCCAGCCCUCCCCAUGGCUGCUGACUUGCUCGGUGGCUGGGAUUCUGCCCAGAGGAAGGGGAUUCUGGGACAGGUUUUCAGCAGCUGGGUCCAGGCCUGAAAAUUAUCUACCCCAAACCCAUCCCCCAGAGGGAGGCUGCUGGUCCGGUUCGAAAGGUGAUGCAGAGGGGAAUGUGGCACAGCCAGCCCCCACCCUCGCAACAGGCUAGUAGGGUUGGGCCUAUGUGCCGGUUGAAUUGCUGAGCCCCAAAGACAAGUAUUCGAAAGCCACGAAUCAGGCCCCCCCCCCAAAGUCCCAAUUUUUAUGAUUGGCUUAAAAAUCCUGAUAGUUAUCAAAAUAAGGGAGGGUGGGAGGGGUGUCGUCUUUGCUGUCGGGUUUCUGAGUCUUUGGGGAGCACUUGGGUCACAUUUUCAAGCUUUGCACUCAUGAGGGCCAGACACUCCACUUAGCUUUGUUUUAAAUGAAAGCCAAGAUUCUCCCUAAUCACCAGAUUCCAGGAGCUGGGGCCCUUACACGGAACAGCCAAUAUUGUAAGCUGCUCUGCCAGACAACAGUACAGUAGUUGUGUCUCUCCUGCAGCAGUGGGUGGCAUCACUGGUCUCUGGUGCAAAUCAGGAAGCUGUAUUUCUUACUGGGCUCAAGGUGUUUGUGGUGCUGGGGACACACAGAACCCUGGACUCACAGCUUGGCCGCUGAGGGCUAGGUCCUGCACUGUUGAAGUUGAUGGGAAUAACCCUGUGCCCUAAGAGAACGAGGAAGCGAUUUCCAGGUAUUCUUGUCUACACUGAACAUCUCUGGCACUGUGUUUGCCCUAUGUUGGGAUCUUACAGGGGUUUCACGUCCCAGCUGCUUGGCACGUCACCUUUCAAAAGCUUAGUUUGUAAUUUCAAAGCCCAUCACAUUCUCUGGCACAGGACCCAACUCUUAGGAAUGGACUGACUUGGUACCUGUCCCCCCCAAGUCACACUACUGGGGCCACUGUCCAGUCGUGGUGGCUUUCAAACAUGUGGGUCUGGGAAGUCACAGCGUGAGGGAGGGAACUGCCUGCAGAGCUCCACUUACACUUCUAGGUGCUUUUUCAAAGCCAGGGGAAUAAACCCCCAAAGAUUCACCUGAAAUAGAGGCCUCGUCCCCACAUGCAACAGUGACUGUGGAGGGGGAACAGGGCUUAGAGGGGUCAGAGUUCAGCGUGCUCCUGGGACUUGUUCUUUGCCAAACACCAAGGGAUGCUGGGACUUGCAGUCCCGUGAACAUGGGACCUGCAAGCUCUAACAGCGCAUGCUGGGUACAAGAAGGCCCAUUUUCCUGAGGCUGGAAAAUGAGGCUGGGUCAGGGAGGUGGUUAGGAUUUGCUGGUAUGUUCUCUGCCAAGGUGGUGACCAGGGCAGGGCAGGUUAGGCUCAGCUCGCCUCUUCUCUCUCCCAGGGGAAGGGGCUCAAGGAGUCUGGACAGGGCUGGGCAAGGGCCAUUGUGGAGCCAGCCUUGCAUAAAGAGCGGUGAAUUACUGGGGUGGUUCGUCCCGCCCCUGCGAAGGGACUGUAGCUCAGGGAGUUUGUUUUUUCUCCUUGUGGAUUGUCUCAGCUUACCCUGGGAGGGGGGAGAAUUGGGCUCAGCAGGAGAGCUAAACCGCUCCACCAGUGGAGAAACUGGGGCACCAGCUGCGUCUGAUGCUAACAAGGUAAGUGCACCUCUGCAGUGGGACAGAUGUAAGCAGGAGGAUAUCUCACCCUGAAGGCCGGUUUUACUUACGGUGGACUUAGGCAAAGAGGGAGUGAGAAGCUGGGUGAAUCUUACCUAGACCAGUACAAGAGGGAGUCAAACUCCUAUGAGAUCCCACCCUGCAGCAUUCACUCUGCCUCUGCACAGAAAUAGGUCACACAUGCCUUUUAUUUUAUACAAGCAGGGCUCAUUUGUCUUGACUGGACUGGGUGAGGAUACAAGCAGCUGGAGCACCCACAAUCCCAACCAGAGAGAUGCAAACAGCUGCCCAAGGAGUGCUUAGAGGCAAACACAGUGUUACCGUCACCCCAGAGCCAGCAUUUACAAUGACAGCAUUUGUUACUAUUGCUGGGCAUGGCAGACACCCACGGGCUUGGAUUUUAACAAGCGUGCCCUUUCGCUGUUGAUGGUUCCUGGUUCCUGGGGUUGAGGUCGCUCAGCUUGGUCCCCACUGUGGUGGUGGAAUGGAUUGACAAAGCAAGGGAGCAGCUAGUGUCUGUCCCUGCGGCACAGGCUGCGUUACCCCCCCCCCUCCACUGCCACGAAGUGGGGCUGAACAGAGCCCCCAGGCCUCCAGAGGUGCGGGGAUCUCAGAGAUUCCAAGGCCAGAAGGGACCAUUGGGAUCAUGAAAGCUGACCCCCUGGAUAGCACGGGCCAGAGAACUGCCCAAAGUAAUUCCGAGUGUGGAGCUGUUAGAAAAACUUCAAGCCUUGAGUUAAAGAUUGUCAGUGAUGGAGACUCCCCUAUGCCCCUUGGAGGGGACGCAAGGCCUGGGUUGGUUGAUCACAGGAUAACUAUGAGCUGUCAGCGUGACACAGCUGUGAAAAAGGCUAAUGCAGACCUAGGAUUUAUCAGGCGAGGUAUUUCCAGUAGAGACAGGGAAGUGUUAUUGUCAUUAUACAAGGCACUGGUGAGACCUCUUCUGGAACACUGUGUGCAAUUCUGGCCUCCCAUAGUUAAGAAAGAUGAAUUCAAACUGGAAGAGGUGCAGCAAAGGGCUUCUAGCAUGAUCUGGGGAAUGGAAAACCUACUUUGAGAGGAGACUCAAGGAGCUUGGCUUGUUUAGCCUAACCAAACGAAGGCUGAGGGGAGAUAUGACUGCUCUCUAUAAGUACAUCAGAUGGAUAAAUACCAGGGAGGGAGAGGAGUUAUCUAAGUUAAGUGCCAAUGUGGACGCAAGAACACAUGGAUAUAAACUGGCCAUCAACAAAUUUAGGCUUGAAAUUAGACAAAGGUUUCUAACCAUCAGAGUAGUAAAGUUCUGGAACAGCCUUCCAAGGGGAGUAGUGGGGGCAAAAACCCUAACUGGCUUCAAGUCUGAGCUUGAUACGUUUAUGGAGAGGGUGGUCUGAUGGGACUGUUUACAAUGGCAUGUGGCCCAUCUAGGAGUUCUAGUAGCAAAUAUCCCCAAUGGCCAGAGAUGGGACACUACAUGGGGAGGGCUCCAAGUUACUACAGAGAAUUCUUUCCCAGGUGUCUUGCUGACAUGCUCAGGGUCUAAGUGUUCACCAUACUUGAGGGUGGGAAGGAAUUUUCACCCAGGUCAGGUUAGCAGAGACCCUGGGGGUGGGGGGAUUUUACCUUCCUCUGUAGCAUGGGGCACUGGUCACUUGCUGGUUUGAACUAGAGUAAAUGUUGGAUUCUCUGUAACUUGAACUCUUUAAAUCAUGAUUUGACAAUGACAGUAACUUGGUCAGGGGUCUGUUACAGGAGUGGGUGGGUGAGGUUCUGUGGCCUGUGAUGUGCAGGUCAGACUAGAUGAUCACGAUGGUCCCUUCUCGCCUUAAAGUCUGAGUCUAAGUUGUUCCAAUGGUUAAUUACUCUCACAAUUAAAAAUGUACACCUUAUUUCCAGUACGGAUUUGUCUCACUUCAACUUCCAAUGAUUGGAUCGGGUUAGAACUUUCUCUGCCAGAUUGAAGAGCCCAUUAAUAAAUAUUUGUUCCCUAUGUAGAUACUUACA